GUCUGGGACCCACUGGACUCUUUCCAGAGGGAAGGAGCUGCUGCCGAGGAGGAGCCUCCGCUUCCCUGCCUUCCCUGCUGGGAGAGGGCCAUGCUGAGGGCCCUCUGGAGCCGCUGGGAGGCCUACAAGUACCGCUUCGUCCCCUGGAUCGCCUUCAACCUCCGCCACAAGCGCAGAACCCUACGAUUUGUACCAGAAGAAUCAAAAGACAAAAUAGUCUCUGAUGAAGAUGUCCUUAAAACACUACUGAAAACCUUUAGAGCUUUAUUUAUAAAUGACUUGGGCAGGCAAAUGUUUCUUCUGAACUUCCUUCCAGAAGUUAAAUCUAAAUACCCAGAGCUUCAGACAGUUCGUUCUAUGAUAUCCAGAGCCAAAGAUGACAACCUGCAGAGUCAAAUCUUCUUUAAUCCAGAAGAAAUUUUGUUUAAUACAUUAGGAUUUAGUAUUACACGAAGCCGCAGUUCAUUGAUUUCUGCUGGCACGGGAGUUUUUGUAACCAAAGGUUUUAUUCCAAAGGGAACAGUUGUAUCUAUGUAUCCUGGUACAGUCUAUGAAAAGUAUGAGCCCAUAUUUUUCCAGUCCAUUGGCAAUUCAUUUAUAUUUAGAUGUAUAGAUGGGGUGCUGAUUGAUGGGAAUGACAAGGGCAUCUCAAAGGCUAUAUACAGGUCAUGUAGCAAAAGAGACCAGCUUGGUCCUUUAAAGAUGAGUGAUGCCUUUUGGCUUACAAAUAGUGUGCAGAAUCCACUGGCAGUGGGGCAGUAUGUCAACAAUUGUUCAACAGACAAAUCAGCCAAUGUAUGUUACCAGGAGUUUGAUGUACCUGAAUGUUUUCCUGUAGAAUUUAGACAGUAUCUUCCAAAUAUCAAGUACAGUCAUGAAGUCCAGAGAAUUGUAAUAAUGAAAGAAAAAUGUGGAUAAUAAUCUCUCCAAAAUCCACCUCUCUCCCAUGCAUGAUCUGCAGACCCUUGAGAUGUGUAGUUCUGGUGGCUCUACAAAAUAUUGGGCCAGGAGAAGAACUUUUCUCAAACUAUUACACAAUUAUCAGCUGAGCCCAGGGAACCAUUAAAUGGAUACCUUUGGCAUCCUAAGGUAUUUAUAUUGAAUGCACACUUGGUUGUGAUUGGGGCUAUUUAAUGCAACUCAUUAACUGUCAAGAUUUAGCAAUUACCAUUUUCACUUCCAGUUAUUAACUAUUUAGGAGAACCAGCAUGGCUUCCAGUCUUUGCUACACCGUAAGAGUUAACUAUACAGCUAGUAAGAAUUAAGGAUAAUUUUGGACUGUGCAACUCUGCAAACAAGGAUUUGAAUCUCCACUUGGCCAUGGAAACCUACAGGGUGACGUUGAGCGAGUUACACACACUCGGCCUCAGAAGACCCCAUGAUAGGUUUGCCUUAGAUUCGCCAUAAGUUGGAAACAAAUCAAAGGCACCCAACAACUGCAGACCUACUUAACCUUUCCUCAUCCAUGGUGCUGCAGGCAUCUUGAAUCACACCAGAGAAUCUUGACUUUGAUAUAUGGUUUCCAGGGGCAGAGAACUUCCAGAAACCAGUGGCUGAACUCACCAGGAAAUAAGACAUGGUUAACAUCUCUCUUAGCACUGAAGUUUGCAUCUUUGAGUGGCAGCAGGUUUUUCUCUCACAACGUACUUCUGGCUAUGGCCAUCGUCUGAUGAAACUCAGCUGAAUGCAGCCAUACAUAACCUUACAAGAGGUAUGAGAAGACAACAGUGUGGUCAAACAAAUUCAUUUUCAGAACUGUACCAACGUUAGUAUACUAUGGCAACAGUAUUAAUACAUACCACUCCCUCACUAUGUCCCAAGUGAGCUUUAUGAUGCAGAAUUACAAAAUGUAACAAACUUUUGAAUAUAUUCUUGUAGUUAUUGUCCUGAGAUGAUGCUGCCAAUUUAAAAAAUGAUUUACAAAACAGUGUGUCUGUUUCUUUUU
Molecule: messenger RNA, 1945 nt
Organism: Sceloporus undulatus (fence lizard)
Lineage: Eukaryota; Metazoa; Chordata; Lepidosauria; Squamata; Phrynosomatidae
Gene: SETD9
Product: SET domain containing 9
Exons: 6
Coding region: 91-918 (275 amino acids)
Molecular function (GO): protein binding
Source: RefSeq, a predicted model, not a curated record